AUGUUUCAAGUUAUCCAAUUGGAGAAUGGAGAUAAUGAGGUGGUUCCUAAAUCAUGGAUAAAAGAAAAUAAGGUAUUAUGGUCUAACAUAGCAAGAACAUAUGCUGAAAAAAAUUAUAAUCCUAGGCGCACGUGGAAAUUAGAAAAAUGUGUCACAUGUUUUGAUAAUGCCUGCUUUGAUACUUAUGAAAAAGCACUUGAAAAGUGUAAAAUUUUAAAGGAGAUAACUGAUUCAUCUCAUCAAAGUGUCGACAGUUCUAUGGUCCAUAGCCGUUGUAAAACGAAAAAACAGGAAUCAGACUUUGAAUAUUAUGCUGAUAAUUAUCAGAGUAGUUAUGAUGAAGAUACAAAUGAUGAAUUGCCUUUAGAUGACUUACCAAGUAUGUCAGAAGAAGAAAAUGAUGAAACUCUAACGGAUACAACAGCUGGCAUUCAACCAGAUACCGUUACUGAACUAAAUAAUCCGCAAUUUAAUGGUGUUGAAAAAGCUACUGUUGCAAUGAGCAAUCCUGAUGGUAGUCUUGACAUAACGGACCUUUUACCAAGUCUUUGUAAAUGUUCUGAUGUAAAAGACGAGUUAAAAAACGCAUUUAAUCGAGAAAUAAGUGAAUUAAGAAAAGAUAUUAAAGAAAUAAAGGCUGCCUUAAUGGAAAAUUCCAACCGCAUAGAGACAUUUAUGUUCCAAAGCAAAAGGGAGUGGGAGGUCCUUAAAAUAAAUAUUCAAAAUAUUAAUAUAAAUCCAAAAUUCAGUCAAAAUGAUAUGGAUAAAGAACUAGAAUCGAUAUUCCAAGAAGUAUUGCCUUUAUCUUGCAUAGAGAAUUUAAAGGUUUUAAAUGAUUUAUUAUUAGAGGAGAAAAGGGAAAAUUAUUUUGUUAAAAAAAUCAGACAAAUAGGUGGUAAAGAUGCCAAAUCAACUUUAAUGAACAUAAUUAAAACAUGUUUUACAAUGGAAUUCCAAAGAAUGUGCAAUUGGUCUGGGGCCAAUAAAAAAAUCAAAUUACAGGGUUCAAAAGUAAUAGAGAUAAUUAUAAAAUUUAUGCUGGAAAAUUUCCAUUUAACUAAAAUUGAUAUAGAAGGGCACUUAAAAUACAUUUUUCAGCAUAGUUAUGACCGCUUCAAGCUAGAGACCAAGCAGCGGAACCAAAGCACUAUAGUGCAUGAAAGAACAUAA
This is a messenger RNA of Brassicogethes aeneus, 1170 nucleotides long. The record is from the annotation of a GenBank genome assembly. Lineage: Eukaryota; Metazoa; Arthropoda; Insecta; Coleoptera; Nitidulidae.